UCAUCAUCCAAAAUUUCUCAAACCAUUUGGCGCUUUGCUUUUCCUUUACCUGUAUCUGCACUACAGCCUCUUGUUCUCGAACUCCAUAUCUUACCGAAAAUGGUGAAAACAGUACCAGCCAUGGGCGGAGCUGGAGGAACCCUUUUCUGUUCUCAGAGUUUUCCCGUUUUCAAUUACACUCAAAUUCACGCUCUAAAUCGACCUUCAUUACCUCUUACAUUGCCACCACUUGUGCACAAAUUCACCGCUUUCAGUAAUCAAGAUUCAAUUUUGGCGAAAACCCAGUAUCGUCUUCGACUUAGGGUUGUUACUAAAGCUGUUGAUUCGUCUCAGCCAUCGUCUGCUAUAACUUCAUCCGACAAGGCUAUUGUUCCCGACGACGAGUUUUCACUUGCUAAGGUUUCUUUUGGUGUUAUUGGACUUGGUCUUGGUGUUUCACUUCUCUCGUAUGGUUUUGGGGCAUAUUUUAACAUCCUUCCAGGUUCCGAGUGGUCUGCAAUUAUGUUGACAUAUGGUUUCCCACUUGCAAUAAUUGGCAUGGCUCUUAAGUAUGCAGAGCUCAAACCUGUGCCAUGCGUUACGUAUGCAGAUGCUGAGCUACUAAGGGAAAAAUGUGCUACUCCAGUCCUUAAGCAGGUCAGGAGUGAUGUGAUAAGAUACCGUUAUGGGGAUGAGCAGCAUUUGGAUGAGGCAUUGAAGCGUAUUUUCCAAUUUGGACUGGGCGGAGGAAUACCACGUAGAAGUGCUCCAAUCUUACAAAAUAUUCGAGAAGAAGUGACUGAGGAUGGUAAAUACUGUCUAGUGCUGGUCUUUGAGGCAAAAGCUCUGCAGUUGUCAGAUUUCGAAAAAAGACAGGCAAAAUUUACGUCUUUCUUUGGACCUGGAAUAUCGUCUGAAAUUGUAAAGGGAGAGAAUGAUCUGUAUGAAGUAAGGCUAAUUUCCAACACAACAUUGUAGAUUAUGACAAAAUCUUGCAACUCUGGGUAUAUAGAGAAGGUCCACUGUGCCACAUGAAUAUAUUGAUAAUUUUUCAGUCUGCACUGUACAUUGUUGAACCCAUAGGAAAAUAUAGAAUGAUGGAAAUUAUAAUCCCACAUAGUAGUAAAUUGUAUGAGACCUGUUUUUAUUUACUUCUGCAUAAUUGUAAUUUUUGAAGAUGUGGUUGAUAUAAUAUAAUAUUUAGAAAUUGCUUGCAAGAA
Molecule: messenger RNA, 1199 nt
Organism: Solanum dulcamara
Lineage: Eukaryota; Viridiplantae; Streptophyta; Magnoliopsida; Solanales; Solanaceae
Exons: 9
Coding region: 100-957 (285 amino acids)
Source: RefSeq, a predicted model, not a curated record